Molecule: messenger RNA, 864 nt
Organism: Ectocarpus siliculosus
Lineage: Eukaryota; Phaeophyceae; Ectocarpales; Ectocarpaceae
Source: the annotation of a GenBank genome assembly
AUGGCGAAAAAAAAAAAAAACGAUUGGUUCGCCAACAUCCAAAACCUGCCCAAGUCGCGGCUGCUCUACAACAUCAAGGAGCACCUCUUCUACAACACGGCCUUCGCCUUCUGCGUGAGCAUGGUCCACUACCUCACGCCCCAGCACAUCAUCGACGACCUUCACGUCUCGCCAAUUCCGCACUCGAUCAUGUCUGGCGCGCUUGGGCUCCUUCUCGUCUUCCGAACCAACGCCGCCUACAACCGCUUCUGGGAGGCGCGUCAAAUCUGGGGUGGACUCAUCAACCAGUGUCGAAAUAUCGCCCGCCUGAGCACGGUCGCCCUUGGACCGGAUAGCCCGGAGUGGCUGGAAAUGAAGGAGUACCUCAGGCUCUACCCCUUCCUGCUGAAGCAGCACCUGCAGGACGAACGGGAUGACGCGGAAAUGGAUUGGUCCCGCCUCCCGGAGGGCACUGUUGCCAGACUCCAGGAAGACCCCAACCCUCCCCUCUACUGCUGCCAGAUCAUGAUGGAAAUCCUCGCAAGAGCCUGCUCGGAGGGAGGGGCGGCCCAGAGCCCAGGCGGAAGGGUGCCCGACUACACGUCGGUGAUGUACCGCGUGCAGAUCGAGGAAGGGCUAUCGUUCCUGGUCGACGCCCUAGGGAAGUGCGAGCGCAUCGUCACCACCCCGGUGCCCAGGGGAUACAGCCGACACACGUCGCGCUUCUUGACGGUGUACGGCUUCACCCUCCCCGUUGUCCUCGUGCCGCACACCGAGCUGUUCACGGCCCCCGUCGUAGCCGCGGUGUGCUGGGGGCUCUUCUCCAUCGAGGAGAUCGCUUACUUCAUCGAGCAACCCUUCGACCCGCUUGCUGCACCAGCCUGA